AUGCGAUGUGACACCUUGUUACUUUCUGAAAGGAGACUGUGGUGUGUGCAGGUGAAGGUGCUCAGGCCUGAGUCCUACUGGUUCAACGAGGUCGGCAAGGUGGUGUCAGUAGACCAGAGCGGCAUCCGCUACCCGGUAGUUGUGCGUUUCCCCACUGUGAACUACGCCGGAGUGAGCACCAACAACUACUCCCUAGAGGAGGUCCAGGAGGUCUGA
Messenger RNA from Coccomyxa subellipsoidea C-169, 216 nucleotides. RefSeq names its product photosystem I reaction centre subunit IV/PsaE. Bases 1 to 216 code for a protein of 71 amino acids. Gene Ontology annotation, cellular component: photosystem I reaction center; photosystem I. The transcript has 2 exons. The record is from RefSeq and is a predicted model, not a curated record. NCBI's taxonomy places the organism in Eukaryota, Viridiplantae, Chlorophyta, Trebouxiophyceae, Coccomyxaceae. Gene Ontology annotation, biological process: photosynthesis.